AAUACCGGGGCUGGGGCUCUGUUCCUCCGCUAAGGCUCAUUAGUUUAAGUAUGAGGCUUAUGGGAGAGCGAUGGAGGUCUGGUUUUUGGGAAGGGUUGCCGCCUCCUUGCGUCUUUAUCUUCUCCCAAGCCGAUGAUUCUUGACCAAUGCCCACAACCCUUCCUGAUGGGAGGCAAAAUGGAUCGUCCUACCCCAGCGUGGGGCUACCAUUUCUCCGUCUCGGCCGGCGGCUUCUCGGCUUCCUCCGGCGUGGUCACCCUCAGGCCAAAUUUGAACCACAACACUUCCCCUUCCUCAAGCACCGCAGGGGAUCCGGAAUCGGAUCGCAGUUGUAUCCUUCGCGUGAAAGAAUGAUUCAUCUUCCUUCGAGCCAAUGCAUCGUUGGAUCAUCCACUGCUCGGUUUGAGAUCCCUCUUCUCCCCCUUCCUCUUCCUUUUCUUGGUCUUCUGGCCGGAUCCUUUCCCCCCUCUCUCUCUCUCUCUCUCUCUCUCUCUCUCUCUCUUUAUGCUUUAGAGGCGAUGAUGAUGAUAAUGUUUAUCUCCAGAUCCUUGCGAUUCGGUUCGAGCUUUUAAGCGAUUGUCGUAAGUGAUGGAGAAUCUCAGAUUCUUGGUGCGUAAACCCUAUGCCUCGAUCCUCUCUUCUUGUUUUCCAUCCUAAUGGACUGAUGGCGGGGCAGCUCGGAUGGCCGCCAAGGCAACCGCUGCAGCCGUGCCUUUAGGAUGGGGUUCAGAAAAGGGUGGAGAGGAAGGGAAUCAUAUAAUGUGAUCGAUCAAAGGCGAAUCUGAGCCUCCCCCCCUCCUUUUCCUUCCUCUAUUUUAUUUUCAUCUGUUUGUUUCUUUGUUUCUUUUACGGUGAUUUCUUUUUCUAGGGUUAGGUCUUAAUGUUAUGACAAGGAUUUGCAUUUAUUCUGCUUUUCCUAUGUUUCUUUUGUAUUAGUAUGUCAUUCGUUAUAUUCUGAUAUAUUUUUAUUUUUUUUCCCAAACAUUCUAAGCAUAGUCUAUGAAAUUUUCAGGGAAAUCGUAUAAAGAAGCCGGUAUUUUCUGUUAUGAUGAUAUUUUUAUUUAAUGUAACCUAUCAUAUAAUAUGAAAACCACAGUUAUUUGUUGAUGAUAUUUGAUGCUUUUUAUUUUUUUGAAUAUCUUUUGUUAUUUAUUGGGAUUUUCCGCCGUAGUUUUCCCCUUAUCUAUAUGUAUUGGACCAUUUGGGAAUUGGAAUCCGGAAAGCUUAUUAAUUUGUAUUGGAAAUUUCGCCGAUUUGGUGCACGUUCCGGGUUUUCACAUGGUAUUUUCGGUCGAUAAGAGCCGAUCGAUGAUUCUACAUAGUAUUUUUUUUAAUAUUUUUGUUACAUUUCAUAGUAUUUUUGUUGGUUUCUAUUUUUUUUUAAGCAUUUCGACUUCAUCUCUUACUUUGGCCAUUCGUGAAUUGAGUUGGACUUGUGGGAAGCUUUUUUUUUUUUCUAGAAAUAUAAUUUAUGAAAAUAUAAUUUUUGGAAAGAGAAUGUUUAAAAAAAAGUAGAAAAGUAGUUUUGAUAUGUUUGGUUGAUAAUGAAAAAAUGACAAAUUUUCAGAAUACUUAUGUUUGAUUGGGCGGAAAAGUUAUGUGUAUAUUUUAUUGUAUUUUUAAUAAAAAUUAGAUCUUUUAAUGUUUCUUGAAUGAGGGAUAUCUGUGAACUAUUGGUCUUAGCUGCCAUCUAAGCAACUAUGACGUCGAGACCGACAUUUCUCAGAACAUGCUUUGGCUGUUACGCUAAUUGACCAUAUGGCUGUCGACCUUGGUGUUCUUGCAGCUCUGCUGUUCGUCUCGCAUGAUAAUAUUGGUGUACAUCGGAUGCUAUACCUGCCAACCACGGCAUCUGGGAGCUAUCUCAGGUGGGCUCUUCACCCUUCUACAGGCCACCUCGGUCCCGUUAGUCCAGCUACGGGCAGCGGGGGAGGGUGUGCCUGCAGCAUUGGCUGUCCUCUACCCCUCCAAGCUGUGCAUCUGAGCAAUGUUGAUGGUACCCGCUCGGUCGGGCCACACCACCUGGGAAGGGACCGUUGUGUUUCCACGAACCUCCGGCCAAGAGUCCAUGACGCGGUUACUCGCAGCCCGCUCGCGCGGGCGAGAACCCCUUCGGGAGCAUGCCGUAUCCACCUCCUAGGAGACUCUCCUCUCUCACGCUCUCUCCUGUGCCGACACCAUCUCCAAGUCGCGCGAACGAGGUAACGAGAAGAUGGAAAUCCAACGCGGAAAUCCACCCACACUGGGUCCCAACCAUCGCGACCCACCCAUCCAAAUCCAACGGUCCAUCCUUCAUCCCUCCCCUAUAUAAAAGCCAAGAAUCUGUUGCCCCCUUUGGUGUCAUACAUGGGCCGGUCAACGCCAACCCCCUUUCUUCCCUUCUUCCCUUCUCUCCGCAGCUUCCAUCAGAAGAGCCCCAGAUCCGAGAUCUUUCCUCGUCCCUGCCUCAACUUCUGUUCCCAGAAGCUUCCUCUUUGUUGCUCUUUUCAGUAGCAAAGACCGCUACUGCCGGCCACUGUAACCAACCAGAGCAGUAACAACUAUCUCAGAUUAAGACUAAGAAUCUGUAAUAUUCUCGUACCAUGAGGGGUGAGAAGAGACCGCCACCCACAGAAUGGGAAAGAGAGGUGGCGGCGCCGGAGACCUCCUCCUCGUCGGCAGCCGCCGCCGCCGCCGCCGCCAAGAGGCCUAAAGUGCCAGCUCUCACUGGUGUUAUAGUAGAAGCGCUGAAGAUGGAUGGCCUGCAGAGGCUCUGCUCCACUCUAGAGCCUCUUCUUCGCCGGAUUGUCAGUGAAGAAGUGGAGCGUGCAUUGACAAAAUUAAGCUGUGCCAAGCUGACUGGAAGCAGGUCCUCUCCCCAGAGAAUAGAUGGACCAGGUGGGAGGAAGCUGCAACUUCAUUUCAGAUCAAGGAUGCCCCCUCACCUAUUCACUGGAGGUAAGGUAGAGGGGGAACGGGGUGCAGCGAUCCAUGUUGUGUUGCUGGAUGCAAACACUGGCAUGAUUGUCUCGGGGCCCGAAUCGAUGGCUAAACUAAAUGUAGUGGUGCUGGAAGGUGACUUCAAUGAUGAAGCCGAUGAUGAUUGGUCCCAAGAGCACUUUGAAAGCUAUGAGGUGAAGGAGCGUGAAGGAAAGAGGCCACUUCUCACUGGUGACUUGCAGGUAACUCUCAAAGAAGGAGUUGGCACACUGGGAGAAUUGAUCUUCACAGACAAUUCUAGCUGGAUAAGGAGCAGAAAAUUUAGACUUGGUUUGAAACUGGCUGAUGGUUAUUGCGAUGGCAUUCGCAUUCGUGAGGCUAAGACUGAGGCAUUUACCGUAAAAGAUCACAGAGGAGAAUUAUACAAGAAACACUACCCACCUGCCUUACACGAUGAGGUAUGGAGAUUGGAUAGAAUAGCGAAGGAUGGAGCACUGCACAGGAAGUUGGUUAAUGCCAAUAUACUAACUGUUGAAGAUUUCCUCCAAUUUCUUGUCAGAGAUCCGCAGAGAUUAAGAAAUAUACUUGGAAGUGCGGUGUCCAAUAGGAUGUGGGAGAAUACAGUGGAGCAUGCCAAGACUUGUGUCCUAAGUGGGAAGCUUUAUGUAUACUACUCUGAUGAAAUAAGAAGCAGUGGAGCUGUUUUUAACCACAUUUAUGAGCUUAGGGGACUUAUUUCAAAUGGCAAGUUUCUCUCUGUUGAAUCACUCUCUCAUGAUCAAAAGGUCUCAGUUGAUCUAUUAGUCAAGAGAGCAUAUGAUGACUGGAACCAUGCCAUAGAGUAUGAUGGCCAAGACCUGCUGAAUUCAGAAAAAAGUAGUCAGAAGGCACAACAUCCGCCCACCACAGUCUAUAACUCCCCCCUCGGCCAUCGUUUCGUGCCGAUGGCACACCCAGAAGGCUACCAUUCUUCAAGCACUGGAACUUGUCUCCAGAAUGAAGGAGCUCACAGUGAUCUCUCAGCCCUGCUAGCUCUUGAAACACCACAAACAUCAUAUGGCGGUGCUUGUACUUCAGGAGAUUGGCCACAUGUGCAAGAAGAGCAGAAUUUCGAUCAUUACAUGGAAGAGAUCCGCAUCAGGAGUUCGGAGAUCUUAGAACAUGGUGACAUGCAGUGUUUGCUGAGCUCCUUUAGUACAGGUGGAGUUGGAGGUUUUGGUAGCUCCGGUGAGGCUCAUUAUUCUUAUCCUAGUGCUCACUUUGAGCCCCAGAGUGAGUUCAUGUUUGGGCAGGAGCAUAACCGAAAUAACGCUAAGGCUGCGAUAAGUUGGCUUAAGCUGAAAGCUGCUUUCAGAUGGGGCAUCUUCAUUAGGAAGAAAGCUGCAGAGAGGAGAGCUCAGCUGGUGGAGUUGGACUGAAUAAAGAUGAUAAGUAUUGAUCAUCCUCUUCUCUUCUAUCUGAGUCUUCUGUAUUCAUGUCUGCUUUGGGAGAAAUGGUAACAUUGACGGCCUCUCGUAAAGACUGGAUGAUAGAAACCAGAGAAUAUGGCCAGCAACCAGCCUGUUGUCUAUAUAUGAGCUUAACUCGUGGUCUAGAGAUAAUGCCAGUCAGCCUUCAAUCAGUCUGAGCCUAUUCUCAUAAACCAUGUUCUAUUCCUAAUACUAUCACUUUGAUUUAGUACAGACUUCUGUUCUCGCUAUGGUAUAUGAAUUUGCUGAUUGUUGAAGUUUUGAGGCUUAACCUUGAAAACUUUCAGGUGUUUCAGUGUAGCUAUUGGCCAGUUUCAUCGUUGCAUCUAUGAGCUCCGAUCCUUUGUAAAUUUCACUGUGGAAGCUACCUCAGCUUUGUAACAAGGGCGUCAAUUAUUUCAGUUCAUUGCUUGGUAUCGUUUAAAAUUUUGCUUCAGUUCCGUGAUCUCAUUGCAGUGAUGAUACAAUCAGCAGAAGUGGAAUCCAGUAAGUAAUGAGCUGAAUUGGGUAUAAUUAUCUGGAAAGAUGAAACAAAUGCUUUCAGGUGUAUCAAGCUUUUGUCGACUUCUAGGCGUUAGGUAUUCUGCAGGUAAUUGGCUGUCAUCGGUCUCAUUACUCUCACCCAUCUCGUCUGGGAAGCAACCGACAAUACUCAAAGUAGUGAUUUCUAGAUAUGCCCAAAAAUCUUGUUUAUAGGUGUAUGGAUUGAGUGUCAGGAAGUAGAGCUGCUUGAGUAUCUAGCAGACUUGAUCAAAACUUGAGAUCUUGCAUCCAGAUUUAUUAAAAUGCAGUCCAGUGCAAAUAAAGUAGUUUGUGUUGCUGCAGGUAAA
This is a messenger RNA of Phoenix dactylifera (date palm), 5218 nucleotides long. The record is from RefSeq and is a predicted model, not a curated record. Lineage: Eukaryota; Viridiplantae; Streptophyta; Magnoliopsida; Arecales; Arecaceae.